Molecule: messenger RNA, 606 nt
Organism: Guyanagaster necrorhizus
Lineage: Eukaryota; Fungi; Basidiomycota; Agaricomycetes; Agaricales; Physalacriaceae
Exons: 2
Coding region: 1-606 (201 amino acids)
Source: RefSeq, a predicted model, not a curated record
AUGGCUGUCUCUGCGUUAUUGUGUAUCAAUAUCCAUGGAUGUGCAUGGCCUCGAGACAUACCGAACGAAACGGACACCGAGUCCGAUUGCUCUGGACUGCAUAAUGCGCAGCCCCCUGUAGACGGCGACCUAUCUCUUUAUGACUACGACAUUUCGCUCGUUAUCUUCUGGAUGUUAACAAGUGAACACACUUCUCUCAAACCUCGUACCGAACUAAGCACUAGCCCUCGGUUCCGGCGGUAUUGGCGAUCGGGCACUGAGUUGCAUACCAUGAAUAUGCCGCCGUUCUGUCUUCUACUGCAUGCCAUAGAAACAGCGUCGUGUUCCACAAUGAACCCGAGCCAGCCGGACUUGUGGACCAUCGAAAGAUACGCUAACGAGCUUCUGAAAGAAAGAUGGCUAACACUUACGGAACUAACCGCCGGUCUCAAUCAUGGGCACGUUGAACUGACUUUUUGGAUAAGGGUGGUCCGAGGCUUAAAGCAUCGUACCAUUUCUCAGGGAGUGUCUUCACUGACGGAAAGGGUGGUAAAGUUCUUGUUUCUGCGCUUACUUAGCGAGGUUUCUGUCUUCGACAAGGUUCCCUUUAGCGAUGUCUCGAACUAG